Molecule: messenger RNA, 2285 nt
Organism: Pectinophora gossypiella (pink bollworm)
Lineage: Eukaryota; Metazoa; Arthropoda; Insecta; Lepidoptera; Gelechiidae
Product: mucolipin-3-like
Exons: 1
Coding region: 248-2059 (603 amino acids)
Cellular component (GO): plasma membrane; lysosomal membrane
Molecular function (GO): NAADP-sensitive calcium-release channel activity
Source: RefSeq, a predicted model, not a curated record
UUAUUGUCAAAUUGUCAUUCGUUGCAGCUGUAAUCUGUGGGUGUUUACAAAAGACUACGGAAUAAUACCCGACAAAAAAUACAAGGGGGAAGGACAAAGAAAGUGUUGGUGUACAGUCCUUUUCUUUUGCCUGUUACACAUUAUGUCAAAGUGAUAUUGUAAAGUUAUAACAGUGAUAUAAAAGUGAAAAUCAUAUGACCUUCCUUAGUAAAUAUUUAUCUACGAAGUUACUAUAGGAACCAUCGCUAUGGAGGGCUUAGCAUCGUCUCCGGAGGAGACGACCUGCUCUGAAGGGGAAGAAGAGCACAAACGGUACGCGAACCAUCAAGGUAACCAGUCAAAUGUUCAAGGUGCUUCCUCCCAGCAGACCAACUCUUUCAAUGCGCUCAAUCAACUGGAAGACAAAAUGCGACGUAAACUACAGUUUUUCUUCAUGAACCCCAUCGAGAAGUGGAAGGCCAAGCGGAAGUUCCCGUAUAAGUUCGUCGUCCAAGUCAUUAAAAUCGUGCUAGUCACGCUACAGCUCUGUUUGUUCGCCCACAACAGAUACAACCACGUGAAUUACACAUGGGAUAACAGAAUCAGCUUUUCGCAUCUUUUCCUACUUGGUUGGGAUUCAACAAGGGAAAUAAAUGCUUACCCACCAGGAGCAGGACCCCUAGCUGUCUACAAACUGGAUGAGUUCUACAAUACCUUAGACUAUGCAUAUACUGGUUACGCCAACUUAUCCAAUGCUAUUGGGCCAUAUUCUUACAAUGAUGAAAACAAUAUAAUGCCUGAUCCAGUUUUCUGCCAGUACAACUACAAAGAAGGCAUAAUCAAUGGUUUCAAUGAAAGCUAUGAAUUCAACUCAGAAAUUGUGGAAACUUGCAUUAACUUCACGAGGAAUGAUGGAGAAGGAUUCCAGUCUCAAAGAUUUCUAUCAAAUGCUGGGUUGAACAUUAGCUUUGCUUCCCUUGUCAGAGCAAAAUUGAUGUUUUCAAUUAAAACAAUUAAUUUUAGAGCGGCAGGUCCUAUUACCCCUCCAGAUUGCUUCAGAUUUGAUGUGGAAAUCAUAUUUGAUAAUGAAGACCAUGAUGGACAAAUGUCAUUGUCUUUAGAGGCUGAACCUUAUAAACUAUUGUGUAAAGGGGACAAAACUUACAUAACUGAUAAUCAGAUAGACCAAGUUCUCCGGAGUAUUUUAAACAUUCUUGUCAUCUUAAUAUGCACAGCAUCAUUGGCAUUAUGCAGCAGAGCUAUAUACCGGGCUCAGUUACUAAAAGAACUCACUGUACAAUUUUUCCAGCGAGCAUACAAUAAAGAACUGAGUCUAGACGGACGUCUGGAGUUCCUCAACAUUUGGUACAUUAUGAUUAUAGUUAACGACAUCCUCAUCAUCAUGGGUUCAGCAAUCAAGGAACAAAUUGAACGCAACCAGUUUACAAAUGAUCAAUGGAACGUCUGUUCAUUAUUUUUGGGAACCGGAAACCUUUUGGUUUGGUUUGGAGUACUGAGGUAUUUGGGUUUCUUCAAGACAUAUAAUGUUGUUAUAUUGACAUUGAAGAAAGCUGCUCCAAAGAUAUUCAGGUUUUCAGUGUGUGCUUUACUGCUUUACGCAGGAUUUAUGUUUUGCGGUUGGCUUAUACUUGGACCGUAUCACAUGAAGUUUAGGUCCUUAGCUACAACUUCAGAAUGUCUCUUCUCUCUUAUUAAUGGAGAUGACAUGUUCGCGACAUUCUCCAUUAUGUCUAAGAAGUCACCAAUGCUGUGGUGGUUCAGCCGUGUUUAUUUAUAUUCUUUCAUCAGCUUGUACAUUUAUGUUGUACUCAGUUUGUUUAUUUCCGUAAUUAUGGAUGCUUAUGAUACUAUUAAGCAAUAUUAUAAAGAUGGUUUCCCGAAGAGUGAUUUACACCAGUUCAUUGGCGAAACUAGGGUCGAAGAAGUAUCUUCUGGUUUAUAUAGAACGCAGAGUUCGACAUCUUUGAAUGCAGUAAUGAAUUCGUUAUUCUGUUGUAACUUUUAUAGAAGUGCAUACUCAAAGAUCGGUGGAGGCAGCUCUAACCAUAACUUGUUGUAAGUACUUUAUGGUGUUAAACCUUGUAGAAAUCUAAUAAAAUUGUAAAUAGAAGUUCUAAUUAUCUCGGUUUAUUGCCGUUAUCGUAAGUGUAUAUUAGAUAUUAGAAUAUAUCUGUAUAAAUGUCGCAAUUUACUUUAUUCGAUAUUAUUUAUCAAUUAGUUAAACCGAUGUACCUUUGUCCAAAACAGUUCGAACCAAAGAUGUAACUGCUUAAACUCUUUUCGAA